Corapipo altera (White-ruffed manakin) is the source of this 705-nucleotide messenger RNA. Its product is annotated as heat shock transcription factor, Y-linked-like. Bases 94 to 648 code for a protein of 184 amino acids. Lineage: Eukaryota; Metazoa; Chordata; Aves; Passeriformes; Pipridae. The transcript has 2 exons. Gene Ontology annotation, biological process: regulation of DNA-templated transcription. The record is from RefSeq and is a predicted model, not a curated record. Gene Ontology annotation, molecular function: DNA-binding transcription factor activity; sequence-specific DNA binding.
CAUGUCAGAACAUUCCACUGAAACCUGCAGUCUACUGGUGCCAGUUGGCCUUUGCCUUCUGACUGGCAGGACACGGGCGAGCUGUCCAGGGAGAUGGCCAUGGAGGGAGAGUUCUCCUCCCUUCGCUUUCCACAGAAACUUUGGAAAAUGCUGGAAAGCAGCAGGUUUCUGUCAAUUUGGUGGAGCGAGGGUGGAAAAUGUGUGGCCAUCAACAAAGAUCUUUUCGAAGAGGAGGUGCUGGGCAGGGCAGGGCCUCGGCGGCUUUUUGACACACAGAAAAUGAAAAGUUUCAUGAGACAGCUGAAUGCGUACGGAUUCACCAAAACAAAACGGGAUGACCAGAGAUCUGCCUCCCUGCCUGAAUUCCUGGCAGAGGAAGCAGCAGUUUCUGCUCACAGCCAGAUCCUCUACUACUAUAACCCCUGCUUCAACAGAGCACAUCCCUGGCUGUUGGAAAGGUGCAUGAGGAGAGCUGCCCUCAAACGGAGAGCCCCAGGUGCAGCAGAGUUGGGUGAAAGGCCCCUUCAGAAGCCCAGAGGGUCAGUCUGUGGAAAUAUGCAGGUGUCUCCUAAAGCCCACCCAUGCCCACUGGCAGCUGCUCCCUUGCUUCCAGAGCCUGAUGGAGCACAGUACAGAUAUAAAGUCUAAUAUAAUUAAUUAUAGAUAAAGCCUAAUAUAGUCGGUAAUAAACUGUUUGAACAAUAA